Molecule: messenger RNA, 2532 nt
Organism: Vigna angularis (adzuki bean)
Lineage: Eukaryota; Viridiplantae; Streptophyta; Magnoliopsida; Fabales; Fabaceae
Product: disease resistance protein RGA2-like
Exons: 1
Coding region: 1-2532 (843 amino acids)
Biological process (GO): defense response to other organism
Molecular function (GO): ADP binding
Source: RefSeq, a predicted model, not a curated record
AUGGCGGAAUCACUUCUUUUCAGCUUCGCGGAAUCGCUCCUACGGAAGCUUGCCACUGCUGCCGUUCAAGAAGCUUCUUUGGGGUUUGGUGUGGAUCGCCAGCUACAACAGAUGAAAGCAACUACAGCACUUAUCAAGGCUGUGCUGUUAGAUGCUGAGCAGAAGAAUCCGCAUAGCAGUGCACUGAGCGAAUGGCUGGUUCAAGUCAAGCGCGUGUUUUCUGAGGCUGAAGACAUAGUCGAUGAUUUUGACUGCGAAGCGUUGCGGAAGCAUGUUGCCAACACCUAUGGUGGCUCCUCAAGGAAGGUACGCCGUUUCUUCUCAACAAGUAAUCCUGUUGUUUAUCGUCUUAGAAUGGCACAUCACAUUCAAGACAUCAACACCAGGUUGGCCAAACUUGCAGAUCAAAGAAGCAUGUUUGGCCUUCAAAUCAUUGACCAUGUUACACGUGUGGUGCAACUGAGGGAAAUGACACAUUCUCAUGUAAACCCUUCCAAUGUUACAGGAAGAGAACACGAUAAAAGGGAAAUAGUAAAACUUUUGGUACAAGAUGAUGAUCGUGAAAGUCUUUCUAUUAUUCCCAUUGUUGGAAUGGGAGGUUUGGGAAAAACCACACUUGCUAAGUUGGUCUUCAAUGACACCACCAUUCAUGCAUGUUUUCAGUUGAGAAUGUGGGUAUGUGUCUCUAAUGAUUUUGAACUUAGGAAUGUGCUCAUUAAAAUCCUCAGUUCAGCUCCAAAUCCAGCUAGUGUAAACUUCAAUAGCUUUGAGACGGAGCAACUUCAAAAUCAUUUGAGGAACAAACUUCAAGAUCAAAAGUUCUUGCUUGUGUUGGAUGACGUGUGGAACGAGGAUCCUGCAAGAUGGGAUGAGUUGAAGGAAAUAAUGGAUUUGAGUGUUAAAGGGAGUAAAAUUUUAGUGACUACUCGUAGCCAUGCAGUAGUUGCUGCGAUGCACACUAAAUCCUCAAAUUCGUACCUUCUAGAAUGUCUUUCCGAAGAGGAUUCUCUUUCUCUAUUUCUGAAAUCUGCUUUUGAAGAUGGAGAUGAAAAAAAGCAUCCACAGUUCUCGGAGAUUGGAAAAGAAAUCGUAAAAAAAUGUGGAGGAUUACCAUUGGCAGUGAAAACGUUGGGGAGUUCACUGUUCUCGAAAUUUGACAAAAAGGAGUGGGAGUCUAUAAGAGAUAAUGAGAUCUGGAAUUCAAAACAAAAUGAAAAAGGCAUUUUUCCUGCUCUCAAACUAAGUUACGAUCAACUCCCUUCAUAUUUAAAACCUUGUUUUGCUUCUUUCUCCCUUUACCAACAGGAUAGCGUGUUUACUGCUGCUGAGGUUUGUAUGUUAUGGGGAGCACUCGGUUUUCUUCCACCACCAAAGCAAGGUGAAUCAAUGACUGAUAUUUCCACUCAAUUUUUGCACGAACUAUGGACAAGAUCGUUUCUUUUAGAUUUUGUUGACCUUGGUGGUGAUUGUUAUUUUAAAUUGCACGAUUUGGUGUCUGAUCUUGCAGUGUUUGUUGGGAAAGGUGAGUUUGAAAGAAUACAUCACCGCAAUCCAAAAAUAUCCGAGAAUAUCCAACAUUUGGCAUUUGAAGAAAAUAAUUUUUAUGGUGAAACUCUUCUCCCCACUAGUCCCAGAACUGUCAUUUUUCUUAAUGGAGGGAGCGAUAAAGAUUUCUUGAAAACAUUGUUGUCAAGGUGCAAAUGCUUGAGGUAUUUAAACUUAAAAAAUUGUGAAUACGAGAGUCUACCUCGCUGCAUCGGAAAGUUGAAGCAUUUAAGAUUCCUCAGUCUUGCGAAAAAUGAAAAACUUAAGGAACUCCCUUAUUCACUUUGCAAACUUCAAAAUUUGCAGACUUUGUUUCUUAAUGGAUGCAUAAAGCUACAAAUGUUACCCAAAGGAUUAGAAAAUCUCAUUAGUCUUCGUCACUUGGCUAUAACCACCACACAAGCCGCUUUUCCCGAAGAAGUGAUUGCAAAAUUGACUUCUUUAGAAAAUUUAUAUAUUAGUUAUUGUGAUAAUCUGCGGUCAUUAUUUGAACAAGUACAACUCCUGACACUUAAAACUUUCCAUUUAUGUAAUUGUGGAAGUCUAAAGUCGGUGUCAUUCCAUGCCAUCAGAAAUUUAGAGGGUUUGGUCAUAAAAAACUGCGACAAUUUGGAUUUGUCAUUAGGUCUUGGCAGCCAAAUCUCCAAUUCAAGGUUAAAGUAUGUUGUUCUUACUGAUUUGCCACAACUACUCACUUUGCCUCAGUGGUUACAAGGAUGUGCAAACACUUUACGUUCCUUACUGAUUCAGCAGUGCAUGAAUCUUAAGGAGUUUCCCGAGUGGCUACCAACUCUAAUUCAUCUCAAAGUACUUGAAAUUGGUCAUUGUCCAAAUUUGUUGUCAUUCCCUUUGCACCACCUCACAAAUCUUGAAGACUUACAAAUCAUUGGUUGUCCUGCAUUAUCCAAAAGAUUCCACCCAAUAAUUGGAUACGAUUGGCACAGAAUAUCACACGUAAAAAAAGUUUAUAUUGGUAGAUCCUUGUAG